This is a messenger RNA of Solenopsis invicta (red fire ant), 5419 nucleotides long. RefSeq lists its product as uncharacterized. Gene Ontology annotation, molecular function: small GTPase binding; actin filament binding. The coding region runs from base 1038 to 4496 and encodes 1152 amino acids. The record is from RefSeq and is a predicted model, not a curated record. Gene Ontology annotation, cellular component: cytosol. The transcript has 7 exons. Gene Ontology annotation, biological process: cortical actin cytoskeleton organization; regulation of cell shape; cell migration. Lineage: Eukaryota; Metazoa; Arthropoda; Insecta; Hymenoptera; Formicidae.
GGGUUGGCAGUCGGCUCUUGAAAGCCGCCCGGUGAAUGCCACUCGCGGCUCUCAAACGCGCGUUUUUGCCAACCUCUCGGUUGCACCCAGAGGGAUUCGUGUCUAACGGCUGUGCCGUAAAAUUCUGCGCCAAGGGAGACUUUGCCGAGAGGGAAUCUCUCGCGAAAGCGGGAGGGAUGGAGAGGAGAAGUGCCGAUAUUUUUAACCGAUCAUUUUCACGGUGGCUGUAAUGAACAGUAUUGAAUGUUCGCGCGAAGCCGUGGGACGAGAAGGAAAGAGGGAAGAGUGCGGGGGCGGUGUUGAGUGCGAUUUUUAGCAAAUGCUAAUCUCUUCGAUGUAGAGAAGUCAGCCGUUCGUUUCGCGUCACGGCAGUCAAUGUUAUAAUAAAAUUGAUGCCGCGAGUGGGAUAAAUGACUUCUACUGAAUAUCAAAGACAGAGGGAGAGAGACAGAGAAUUUAAUAGGAUUGAAACAUUAGAAAUUGUUCUUUGUUUCAAUCCUCUUACACAAGAAUGUUACACUGAACACUGUAGUUGCAUUAAUAGUUGUCUCACGAGCCGCUAUAAUGCUACAUAAGCAUAUUGCCAAGACCUGUCUUCGGAGCUCUUCACUCUGUUCGAGAAGGAAAACAUAAGCUGUUGCUUAAGUUGUUAUCCGACUCUGACUGAAGGCCAGGGUCGUGACACGCGAGACUCAUGCAGUUCAGAAUCCCACGGUCUCGAUGGCUGGUCAUGCGAUCGAGCGCGAUCUUCGCGCUACAUGUAGUGCGGAAAAAGUAUUUCUUGGGAGAACUACUUACGCAAAAUUCAUUCUCAUCGUGUCAAGCAUCGACAAAGUGUAUUAAAUGUAGAAAUUAAAAAAUUCUGUGCGCGAUUGAUUUUGUAAAAAAAUGGACACAUAAUUUAAUUAAAAACGGACAUUAUGCAAGUGUGAAAAAAAUAGUGCGGUCAAGCGAAUUUUCUUAAAAAUUCGUUUUUAGUUUAGUGUCGUGUAUUUGUGUUGUAAAUUAUAAAACGUUAAAAUCAAUGAUAAGUAACAAUGGGAAACACAAAAUCACAACCUUGCGGACGAAGCAAGUCGCUCUAUCUGUUCUAUCUUAUCCAUCGAACGUGGAGUGUCGUCGUAGAUCAUCGGAGGGAUCAAGAUCGCUGUGACGAUACCGACGGAGAGACGGACUUAUCAUCAAAAUGCAGCACCUGCAAUGGAUACGAUUACCGACGGGACAGUCUAACCUUCGAAAGCGAGUCGGACAUGGCGCCCAAUGCGGAGGAGGAACUGCUGGUUGUGAAACCAUGGGGACCGCAACCGGAAAAGGAACGCUUAAGACCACCCACGUAUAACGCCGAAGAUUACGCAAUCGCGCUGAGACGAUGGGGAAGACGGCCAUUAGGCACCGUUCAAGACUCUCAAGGUACUUUGCCGUCGACAACCAGUUCGAGUUCCGGUUACGCAUCCGGAAGUGGCGAGAUGACCUUGAGACAGUUCACGUCGGUCAGCGAGCUAUUAAAUAAACUCAGAGCCGAUCUCAGACUUGCUUUUCCCAGCUUCGUGCAAGAGUUCGCCUCGCCGCCUGCGGACGGCAUCACCUUGCUGUUGGAAACUUUGCGCGGCGUUCAACUGGCCCAAAGUUCACCGCCGAGUUCGGGACAGACUGGACCCAGGAUCGGUACCAGAAGGGCCGCCCUGGACGAAUUGGGGUGCGUGGAAUGCCUGGCCGCGUGCGGCGAACGAUGCGCCGAUGCACCGCGGCUAUUAGUGCAGGCGCAACCUGGCCUCCUGGCUCUCGCGGUCUGUCUGACCAGUAGUCUGAACCGGUCCCGUGUUCUGGCUCUUCAGCUCUUGACGAAAGUGUGCCAAGCACCAGGUGGACACGCGGCUGUUUCGGAAGCCGUGUCAACUCUGAGACUCAAAUACGGGGAAGGAGGGAGAUUCCGAUUUUUAGCGGGUGCACUUUUAGCUCCGAGAGCAGCCAUCGCGCUGAGGGUUGCAGGAGUUUCGUUUCUGAACGCUUUCCUGAAAUCUGCACCCCGCACGCAAACCAAGCUAUACAUUCAGGCUGAGGCCUGCGAAGCUGGCUUAGAGCCGCAGGUACUUCAGGAAUGGCUGAGGGAAUUCGACGGACGCGAGGAGGACGCUUUAACUGAUUUACUGCACAAGGAAGUUCAGAAAUGGACGCACAACUGCGUCGAUGUAGAUGCUCUGCAGCGCAGGGUGACGCGCGCGGAGGAGACCUGCAGGAUACUUAGCAAAAAAGUAUCGCUUCUGCAAAUGCAGCUGGAGAAACGUAAUGACUGCAACUUGGAAGAACGAGAUAAAUCUGCGCCGAUGAUCCUUAUUGCCGCUAAAAGUCCGAAAGUAUCCUCGAACGCGGAGGAUGAAGGUAUCAGCUCCUCAGAGAGAUCUAGCAGCCCUGAAGAUACGAAGCAUCAAGCGAGAAUUAAUCGACAGAAAGCCUCGCCCGCGCAAAGCAACGAUCAGGAAACAACGAUAGAUGACGUGAUCGAGGAAUUGAGAAUCAUAGUGAAGGAUGCCGAGGAAGAAUUCAGUGACAAAACUCAGGAAUUGAAUCACCGUGCUAAUAACGAUCAAGAAACCGUCCAUAAUGAACAGGAUAAAAACAAAUUGUACAGAUCAAAUUCCAAAAUCUCAUUGAAUAAUUCUGAGAGUUAUAUGUACGACAAAAUAUCCAAGAGGGACCAAUAUACAGAUUUGAAGCUAAAGUCGAACACGGGUUCUAACGCGUUUCACAAUCAGAUAAAAGAUGAGCAGGUGACGUAUUUUGGCAACGAUCAAGAUUAUAGUACAGACUCGGACGGUGCGAAGAGACUGAAUCCCGAUGGACCGCGCAAAACAUCAAAGUCGUCGAUGGAAGGCAGUGUUAAGAUCGUCGUAAAGGGACCUGACGUGGAAGAGGCGAUAGUACCGGCUAUUCUACAUCCACAACCGCCACGAAGGGCACCGCCGUGCUUAUCAGCUAUCAUGGCCGCUAGGCAUUGCGACUUCGCCGACCAUGCGGAGAUGUACAACUCCCAUGACGAGGAAGUUGAGGAGGAAACCCUGGGUGACGGCAGUGAUUCCUUGCUAAGCGCUUCCAAGCUCAAGUAUAACAGCAAACAUCAAAUCUACGACGGACAGAUGAGGAACGUUAACGAGGAUCACUUCCAGAAACAGACCAAGAGCGACACUAUACUGAUAGGAUCGAAUCACAUCGAUAUUAAACUUAGAAAGAGUUUCGACGAUCUGCGACACUUCGGGGACGAUACGAAGGACAGAAAAACAUUGCGAAGUUAUGAGAUUUCCAAGUCAAAGAUUAUGGAUGUUAAACCAAUUAACAGACAAAUCGAUGUUUACAGACAAUUCGACCUCAUUCCCAAGGGAUUUGAGACGUCCUCUGGACGAUCGGCCGAUCAACGAACGAUUCGACAUAGCUCCAAAUACAGAAGCGAGAUAGAAAAAAGGAAAUACUUACGUCGCUCGGCUAGUCACGAUUAUCUCGAGUCAAACGUGUCCAGCCCACAGUCCAGACGGUCGGGGAGUAGAGUGGAGUGUCGCAUCAGAAAAUUCGAAAGUUUAAAUUCUUUCGACGAGCAUCGAAGUCUGCAGAAUUAUGAGAGAUCGAACGAUUCGGAGAAUCUUAAACAAGAGCAAGAGUCGCUCCUGAUCGAUUCUUCCAGAUUCAAAAUGCGUAGGUCGGAAUCCUUUCAUCACAUUUCCCAUCAUACAGCAAAGAGGGAUCAAUGUUCGUCGAAAGGGGAAAGCGACAGCGGUCUUUUCUACAUCACAGACUUUAAUCUGAAGCCCGUCGUUACGAGACGACCGCGGUCGAUCGACGCGCCAAAGUCUCCCAGUCUGAUAACGAAAUCCCUGGAUAGAAUUGACGAGGGUCUGGAUUCGAUGGUCGACAUUGUUAUUACGCAAGAACAAAAUCAAUGGAAUGGGGAUAAGCGUCAGUCAAAGGCGAUUAAGUCCCGCGACGAGAAGCAGUUGACGAGGUCGAGAACCGUCAGACCUGACGAUUUCUGUGGCAAUUCUUCAGAGUUUGAUCAGCACGGAAGACGGGAUAAUCUCGUUUCUAGAAACAGACAUCUGAAGAACGACGAACUGUAUCAUGUUAACAAUAAGCAAUUAAAGAGCGAUGAAUUUUACGAGGAACAGAGAACUCGCGAAUGGAAUUAUCAUAAUGAGUUAAAUUAUGCGAGAAGCAAGGGUGAAACAAGCUCGGAAAACUCGCCAGUAAUAUUAUCGAAAAAUGGUAUAAGACACAAUUCCUUUUGUCAAGAUAAAGUUAAUAACAAGUUUUCUGGCCGACCAAACGAAUCAGGAAUUUUUGCUGGACGAACGUAUGAUACAUUUGGUCUCGGAAAAAGUCGUUUCAACGCGGGAAAGUACUCGGGAAAUCAGCAAAUUAAAGAAAAUCCGAUUAGUCGAAGAAAUACGACAUCUUCGCUGAUUGGAAAACGUGGAAAAGUAACAGAUGUUGUCUCCGGACUUUAUUGAAUGCAGUUAAAGCAUAAAUUGUAUGUGGAACUUUAAAGAACCAAUGGAAAUAAUUCGUAAUUAUUUUCACACAUAUAGAAAAUGAUUAAGAAUUUUUUUUAUAUUUAAGAAUAAUUAAAUUAACAUGUUUUUGGGUAAAAUAAUAAUAAAGAUAAAUUUCAUCUUUAGGAUUAUUUUAUUAGGAUAAUAAUACCCUAAAAUCAAUAUGACAUAAAGGCAUCAUAUUGAAAAUUGACGAAAAAAAAUUUUAUUCUUGUUUUAAAUUAGAUUCCAAGACGCCAAACUUAAAAAAAAUAUAUAUAUAAUUUUGUUAUAUCACCCAACAGUAAAAUAAGAAAAUAUAAGUUUGACGAUUCGUGAUUUCUAUAAUGUAAGAGAAAGCACAAAGAGUAUAUAUAUAUAUAUAAAAUAUGAACGAUACAUUUUUUUUAUAGAUUGACACACGAGUAUGUUAUUUCAUAUAAAAUAGAAAACGGCUAGACAAAGAGAAUGAUUUUGAGUGCAAUAUUUUUGAGUAUUAUUACGAUACUACACUUGUAAUAAUUACAUUUACAUCGAAUAUACACAACGAAUAAUUCUUCUGGUGAUGGACUCUUGUGUGCCUUCACUACAUUGUGUGAUACGAUUCUUUGUUAACAACGAUUAUAUAUGCAAUAGUAGUGCAAGUGCCAACUAAGACUGUACUUCGUAGAUUUAUUUUCAUGUAUUACAUGUAUAUAUAAAUAUGAAGAUAUUGAAAUAAUUUUGUAGGGAAGUUUAAGUCUCAUGCAGCAGAAUUAUUUAUAACUUCUAAAUCACAAAAUUUUUUUGCAUUAAAAAAUGAGAAUGAAACCUUCAUGUUAAGAAACUUUAUUUCUACAUCGCUUUUAAUUUAUUGUUUUGUGUGCUUAAUACCAUUUAAAUAAAGAUUGUAACUAUGUAAA